Acaulospora morrowiae is the source of this 510-nucleotide messenger RNA. The record is from the annotation of a GenBank genome assembly. NCBI's taxonomy places the organism in Eukaryota, Fungi, Glomeromycota, Glomeromycetes, Diversisporales, Acaulosporaceae.
AUGUCCAACGAAACAAUUAGCCUAGAAUCAGCAGUAGAGACUGCAGCGCUCACAUUUUUAGAACUCGUAGCGCCUCCUGGUGCUUCUAUUUCAUUACCCAAAAAUGAAGACCCUAAGUCAAUAGAAUUAGGUCAAAAAUUUAAUGAAGCUAUGCCUCUUAUGUCUGAAGGAUUCCUGGCGCAUUGGUUACCGAUAUUAAACCAGGCUGAAGAACAGUUGAAGGAGUUAGAGGAAAAACAAAAACUUCUCAUUGAAGAUUUGAAAAACACAAACACUAAAUUUGAAAAUCAAGAUAAUUAUGAAUAUAUUGCAUUAAGUUUCUCUAAAAUUCCACUUUAUCACUCAAAACUCCAAAACAUUCGAAACGCGAUGUUAUCAAUAUUGUUUCGAUCCAAGAAUCUGAGGCAACGAGCCAAUCAACUUAAAUUGUUCAAGGAACAGCAAUUGACUCAGGUGGCUCAGAUACAGCAGCGUGAAAGAACAUUUGAUCAGACUGUUUUAGCCGCCAGG